This is a messenger RNA of Corylus avellana, 2333 nucleotides long. RefSeq lists its product as uncharacterized. The record is from RefSeq and is a predicted model, not a curated record. Gene Ontology annotation, molecular function: catalytic activity. Lineage: Eukaryota; Viridiplantae; Streptophyta; Magnoliopsida; Fagales; Betulaceae.
ACUUAGCAGUCGUACCCAUUUCCUGAGGAAGAAAAGCAGAAACAGAGGAAGCACUUUUUCUCGUCCUCUUCGUUUUCCGCUCUCGCAAUCUGCCGAAGCAUUCGAGUUACAUUCGAUAACUGAAGGAUGAAGGUGUAAUUUUGUGUCUUUUUCAGAAAAGUCAACGGAAAUCUUCCCUCUGGAUAUUUUCCUUCAAUUUGACCGACCUUCCAUCUCAAGCCGUUAUCACCUACCCGUCCAUUCAUAUACAUAGACGAAAGAGAGAUAGAGAUCGCAGAGAAAAGAUGAGAGUCACCCACAGAAUCACCAUCUUUCUCUUCAUCUUUCUGUUAUCCACACUCUCUCUGCCACCUGCCUCCGAAUCCUCACCGCAAUGCAAAGCGUGGCUGGUCCAGUCAAUCCCCACCGACAUGCCCCACCUCCCUCGGGUCCCCGGCGUUCUCGCCACCGGCGACGUGUUCCGGUGGUUGGCGGGGAACUCCACGCAGAGACUGGACGUAAUCGCUCAGUACUGGCAGCUCAAUGCGCACCCCGACGAUCCUCGCUCGGGGGAUUAUGGAUACUCUGAAGCUCAGAUGGAUAACUUCGGUGCUCCUCAGGGUUCUCAUGUUUACCAAGCCCUAGAACACGCAGCUGAUCGCAAUGUUAGUAUUAGGCUACUGUCACACUCGGGAGUUUAUCCAGACUACACUGAAGAACCAUCCAAGCUUGCCUCAGGAAGACCAAAUGUGGAGAAUGUGACUUUGUUAUUGAGUGAAUGGUGGGGGUCUGGCAUAGUUCAUGCAAAAGUCUGGAUAUCGGAUCGUCAAGAUGUGUAUAUUGGGUCUGCAAACAAUGACUGGAAGUCUCUCACACAGGUGAAGGAAGUUGGUAUUUAUCUUGUUGGUUGUCCAAGAAUUGCAAAGAAGGUUGAGGUCUACUUUGACAACUUGUGGAAACUUGCACAUCUCAAUUCUUCGGCUUACACCAAAACAGUGUCGGAUCAACAAUGGCAGACUGAUAGAAAAGUUCCUUGCUGGUCACAUUUUGUUGAUUCUAAAGAGAGGUGCAGGUCACCUCUUCCUCGAUUGGUGAGGACUCCCCAUGUAGCAGGGUAUCCCGUACUUGCCAACCCCUAUAUGUUUAAAAUACCAUUUCAGACUCCUGGGUACAACUAUUCAAAUUUGCAGCCUGAAUCCAGCUAUCUCUCUUUUGCUCCUCCAGAGCUAUUGUUUGGCAGAUACCAGGCUGACGAACAGGCUUGGGUGGAUACAAUAAAAUCUGUAGGGAGUGGAGGAACUGUUAGAAUUAGUACCAUGGACUGGCUAGGUCAAUCCCAAUAUAUGAAACAAACAGUUUAUUGGUCAUCCCUUUCAGCUGCCGUAUCAGAGGUUGUCUUCUCCAAGCAUGCAACAGUAAAGAUAUUGGUUGCACUCUGGGCACAUUUUAUCAACAACACUGAUCAGUACUUGAAGUCUCUCCUCUACUCUAAUGUUCUUUGCUCUUCAUCAAACUACAACAAAUGUUCUGGAAAAGUUGAGAUCAAGUACUAUAUGGUUCCGGGUUUCAAUUCGACUGGACCUGCCACUCAAAAUAGAACUAGUACAGGAAAUAUCUAUCCUGGAUAUACCAGGGUAAACCAUGGAAAGUAUGCAGUUAGUAAUGUAAGAGCCCACAUUGGGACAAGCAAUCUUGUUUGGGAUUACUUUUAUACAACAUCUGGUGUAAGCUUUGGAACAUACAAUCCUGCCAUUGUUUCUCAGCUGCAACUAGUCUUCGAUGCUGACUGGAAUUCGCCGUAUGCUGUGCCGGUUGAAGGGUUAGAGGAUGGUCAUGCUUGUUCAAGCUGAGUAGUUGGAUCUGAAGUUUUGGGGACAUUCCAAAUCAGUAUAUGAUGGCUUGAAACAAACCGUACAUGAAGGAGCUGGCUGCCUACAUGUGCUUUAGAUGGAAAUGUUCAAGCCUGGAAAUCAUUUCAUUUGGGAACCUAUUAUGGUGAAAUACAACUCAACCUGAACUAGAUAAAUAAAUAGCAUUUCAUCGUAGUUACAAACUAUAUUUAGUAUGAGUAAUCUUAGAAACAACACUUUUAUUUCAUCACUAUCAUAUCCUGCGAACAUGGCAGUAACGUCAGUAAGACGAAAUAAUGGUGAUAUAAAAGUGUGAUUUCUAAUAUUACUCAUGUAGUAUAGUAGUGUCACUUUAAUAAUCUUGUAAGUUGUAAAUAUAGUUGGAUGAUGAUGCCAAAACAAUAGCCCAAUCCACAGUUGAAUUGUUUGUAGGCAAAGCAAAUCAAAAGGACAUCGCUUAUGCUAACACACAACAGUAUUUUUGUUUUAAUCAACAUUAUUUUG